Messenger RNA from Osmia lignaria (orchard mason bee), 499 nucleotides. RefSeq names its product defensin 2 (gene Def2). The record is from RefSeq and is a predicted model, not a curated record. NCBI's taxonomy places the organism in Eukaryota, Metazoa, Arthropoda, Insecta, Hymenoptera, Megachilidae. Gene Ontology annotation, biological process: humoral immune response; defense response to bacterium.
CUCUCUCAAGUUCACGAUACAAUUUCUGUUGUAAGAAACAUGAAACUCGUAGUUGUUUGUAUUUUGGCUACCAUUGCCUGCGUUUACGGUGCAAGUGUCCCGGAAGCAGUUUAUGAUGGACCAGUUUAUGAAUUAAAACCAAUCGAGGACGGAUCAGGCGGUGUUGAGCCCAGACAAGUGGAAUCGUCAGAUGAAUCCACAGAUUUGACACCCCUUCGACAACGGCGUGUAACUUGCGACGUUCUAUCAUGGCAAUCUCAAUGGUUCACCGUAAAUCACUCUGCUUGCGCCAUCAAGUGCUUAGCUCAACGUCGUAGGGGUGGUUCUUGUCGAGGUGGCGUUUGCGUGUGUCGCUAAUUAAAUCUAUAAUUUCAUUGAAUCUCUCGCAUGGAUACGUUUGUCUCAUUCGAUUAAUUCUCUAUUUUAAUACAUUUCAAUACAUUUUACUGCAUAAUUUGCAUAAUUGAAUUAUAAUAAAUCAUUGACACAAUUGAUUAAA